AUGGCCCCUUCAGCUAUUUCCGAUAGUGCUCCUCCCCCAGUUGCCAACGAGGCAUCAGUAGCUAGCUAUCGAGGUUACGACCAUGUUCACUGGUACGUUGGCAAUGCCAAGCAAGCCGCAAGCUACUACAUCACUCGCAUGGGCUUCAAACGUAUCGCAUACAAGGGUCUCGAAACUGGCAGCCGCCACAUCUGCUCCCAUGUCAUCCGCAACAACGAUAUCACUUUCAUUCUGACCUCCCCUCUACGGUCCCUGGACCAAAUCGACCGUUUCAAUCCUGAAGAGCAAGCCGAGCUACGGGAGAUCCAUGACCACCUCGAGAAGCACGGUGAUGCAGUCAAGGAUGUUGCCUUUGAAGUUGACAACGUCGAUGAUGUUUUCUCUGCUGCUGUGAAGAAUGGUGCCAAGGCUGUCUCCAACCCUAAGGUUCUUGAAGAUAAGAGUGGCCAUCUCAAGACUGCUACCAUCCAGACUUAUGGAGAAACCACCCAUACCCUUAUUGAGCGCAGCCAGUACCGUGGUACCUUUAUUCCAGGUUACCGUGCUGAGUCUGGCAAUGACGACCCCAUUGUGCAGUUCUUGCCUGGUGUUCAUCUCAAGCAUAUCGAUCACUGUGUUGGAAACCAGGACUGGAAUGAGAUGGAUAAGAUCUGUGAAUACUAUGAGAAGGCUCUUGGCUUCCACCGUUUCUGGUCCGUUGAUGACAACCAGAUCUGCACUGAGUUCUCAGCUUUGAGCAGUGUCGUCAUGGCCUCGCCCAACGAGAUCGUCAAAAUGCCCAUUAACGAGCCAGCAAAGGGCAAGAAGCAAUCCCAGAUCGAGGAAUACGUUGACUUCUACAACGGUGCCGGUGUGCAGCACAUUGCACUUCAUACCGACGAUAUUAUCCGUGAUAUCACCAACCUCAAGGCACGCGGUGUCGAAUUCAUCAAGGUUCCUGAGACAUAUUACACGGAUAUGCAGGCCCGCCUCAAGGAGUCUGGCUUGGUACUCCAAGAAAGCUUCGAGACCAUCCGCAGCUUGGACAUUUUGAUUGAUUUCGAUGAGGGUGGCUACCUGCUCCAGCUUUUCACUAAGCACAUGAUGGAUCGUCCUACCGUGUUCAUUGAGAUUAUCCAGCGACACAACUUCAACGGCUUUGGAGCCGGUAAUUUCAAGUCACUGUUCGAGGCUAUCGAACGAGAGCAGGAACUCCGCGGAAACUUGGUUUAA
Molecule: messenger RNA, 1212 nt
Organism: Penicillium expansum
Lineage: Eukaryota; Fungi; Ascomycota; Eurotiomycetes; Eurotiales; Aspergillaceae
Product: 4-hydroxyphenylpyruvate dioxygenase family protein
Exons: 4
Coding region: 1-1212 (403 amino acids)
Biological process (GO): L-tyrosine catabolic process
Molecular function (GO): 4-hydroxyphenylpyruvate dioxygenase activity
Source: RefSeq, a predicted model, not a curated record